AUGGUCUCCGAGAAUGCGUCGCCACCUUCGCCCGCGGGCGACUGGGCGCAAUGGCAGAUGGUGGAUUCACUGUUCCCGACAGGAGGCUUCGCACACUCGCUGGGAUUGGAGGCCGCGACACAGGAGGGGCUUGUGGCCGCCGCGUCGCUGAGGGGCUUCCUCUCGACUUCGCUGCACCAAAGCGCUAACUUCGCGCUUCCCCUCGUCUUCUCCGCACAUCAGAUCGCUACGGCGCCCGAUUUCGAUGCCGACACCCUUGCGGAAUCGGUAUUAAGUCUUAAUCACCACGCCACCGCACUCUAUUCGAACCACGUUGCGCGCAAAGCCUCUUUCGCGCAAGGCGCGGCUCUGCUGAGACUGGCACUAUCCACAUACGCGCCUAGCUACCCUCGCUUUCAAACACUACUGACGGUACGGAAAGAAACAAAGAAGCGAAAACAUGGAGGUGUCCACCAUGCUGUACUCUUUGGCGUUGUCUGUGCUCUGCUUGGUGUGGAGGCUGAGCCCACACAGCGCAUGUAUCUCUUCAUGACUACACGCGACAUGCUGAGUGCCGCCACGAGGCUCAAUCUGGUGGGACCGCUUGAAGCAGCGAAGUUGCAGUUCGAAAUGACACCGCUGUUGGAGAAUGUGUUUCAGGCCAAGAAGAACCGAGUGGUGGAGGACUCGUACUCGUCUGCCCCUGUACUGGACCUCGUGCAGGCCAUGCAUGAUCAGCUCUACACGCGUAUUUUCAACAGUUAA
Phytophthora nicotianae INRA-310 is the source of this 744-nucleotide messenger RNA. RefSeq lists its product as hypothetical. Gene Ontology annotation, molecular function: nickel cation binding. The record is from RefSeq and is a predicted model, not a curated record. The transcript has a single exon. Lineage: Eukaryota; Oomycota; Peronosporomycetes; Peronosporales; Peronosporaceae. The coding region runs from base 1 to 744 and encodes 247 amino acids.